Aphis gossypii (cotton aphid) is the source of this 6627-nucleotide messenger RNA. RefSeq lists its product as uncharacterized. Bases 578 to 2302 code for a protein of 574 amino acids. The transcript is spliced from 7 exons. Lineage: Eukaryota; Metazoa; Arthropoda; Insecta; Hemiptera; Aphididae. The record is from RefSeq and is a predicted model, not a curated record.
CCAUUUAUGUUGUUUCUUUCUGAAACUAUCAAAAUGUUGAAAUUUAAUUUUAAUUUUUAAUUCAUUAAAAUUUACACUUAAAGGAAUAAAGAUAAGGAGCAGCUAAGGUAAGGUUUUUAUUAAAACAAUUGCAUUUUUCAACUAUCAUUCUAGAAUUGUAUGAACUGUCAUGCAAUUUCAAGUUUUUUUUUAUAAUAAAUUUAAAUGAUUUAAUAAUGUCUAAAAACCUAAAAAUACUUGAAAUUUCUUGACAGUUCAUAAAAUUAUAUAAGAUGAUUGAUGAAAAAUUCAAUUGUUUGAAUCAAAAUUUUAACGCAUUAUCAUUUAGUCAAUUUUGGUUUUAGAGCUAUGGUAAAAUGGAUCAAAUUGACUCAAAAGACUAGAUCUAUCCGAAUUAUUGUGUCAGCCGCUCAGAAUGGAUGAACGUUAUUGCUGGCCAAUCAUAAUAAACGACGUUGUAGCCGUUGUCAGGGGGUUUCUACGGUACCGAAAUAAUAUUCCGAUCGAAUUGAUUCGCAUUUGCAAAUUUGAGACGUUUACGCAUUAAGUUUGAACAUUAAAAAAAAAACUCAAUAAAAUGGAUUUUUUAGGUCUGACGAUAAUAUCAUUUACUACCGAUAAAGUUUUAGAUAUUAUAGACACCAUCAUGAACACCACAAUCGCUACCACGAGCGGCAGAAACGUGACGGAAAGUUUGCUGGCUCUAACCCUCGGGGUCGUUGAUAUCAUCGAUACGGCAGACGCCGUCGUUGAAGACGGCGAAUGCGAUGCAAACGCUAUUUUGGAAAAAUAUGUGGGAGAAAUACCGGCUGCGCAACAACUAGCCCCCCGCGAACGACAAGAGAAAAAAGAACAAGAAUUGAUUGUAUCGAUGAGCCGAUCGUCGCAUGACGGCGGAGACGCGCCGGAAGGUUUGUCAGCGCCAACCCUGGUGGCCAUUGAUAUCUUCGAUACGGCAGAAGCCGUCGUCGAGGACGAGCCAAAAGGCAAAUGUGAUGCAAUUGCUAUUUUGGAAAAAGAUGCGGGAGUAAUACUGGCUGCGCAACAACUAGCCAACCGCGAACGACUAGAGAGAAAAGAACAAGCAUUAAUUGUAUCGAUGAGCCGAUCGUCGCAUGGCGGCGGAGACGCGCCGGAAGGUUUGUCAGCGCCAACCCUGGUGGCCAUUGAUAUCUUCGAUACGGCAGAAGCCGUCGUCGAGGACGAGCCAAAAGGCAAAUGUGAUGCAAUUGCUAUUUUGGAAAAAGAUGCGGGAGAAGUACUGGCUGCGCAACAACUAGCCAACCGCGAACGAAAAGAGAGAAAAGAACAAGCAUUAAUUGUAUCGAUGAGCCGAUCGUCGCAUGGCGGCGGAGACGCGCCGGAAGGUUUGUCAGCGCCAACCCUGGUGGCCAUUGAUAUCUUCGAUACGGCAGAAGCCGUCGUCGAGGACGAGCCAAAAGGCAAAUGUGAUGCAAUUGCUAUUUUGGAAAAAGAUGCGGGAGUAAUACUGGCUGCGCAACAACUAGCCAACCGCGAACGACUAGAGAGAAAAGAAGAAUUGAUUGUAUCGAUGAGCCGACCGUCGCAUGGCGGCGGAGACGCGCCGGAAGGUUUGUCAGCGCCAACCCUGGUGGCCAUUGAUAUCUUCGAUACGGCAGAAGCCGCCGUCGAAGACGAGCCAAAAGGCAAAUGCGAUGCAAUUGCUAUUUUGGAAAAAGAUGCGGGAGAAAUACUGGCUGCGCAACAACUAGCCAACCGCGAACGACAAGAGAGAAAAGAACAAGCAUUAAUUGUAUCGAUGAGCCGAUCGUCGCAUGGCGGCGGAGACGCGCCGGAAGGUUUGUCAGCGCCAACCCUGGUGGCCAUUGAUAUCUUCGAUACGGCAGAAGCCGUCGUCGAGGACGAGCCAAAAGGCAAAUGUGAUGCAAUUGCUAUUUUGGAAAAAGAUGCGGGAGAAAUACUGGCUGCGCAACAACUAGCCAACCGCGAACGACAAGAGAGAAAAGAAGAAGAAUUGAUUGUAUCGAUGAGCCGAUCGUCGCAUGACGGCGGAGAUGCGCUGGAAGGUUUGUCAGCGCCAACCCUGGUGGUCAUUGAUAUCGUCGAUACGGCAGAAGCCGCCGUCGAUACGGUAGAAGCCGUCGUCGAGGACGAGCCAAAAGGCGAAUGCGAUGCAAACGCUUUUUUGGAAAAAGAUGCGGGAGAAAUACCGGCUGCGCAACAACUAGCCCCCCGCAAACGACGAAGACGUUUGGCUGCGGCGUGGCGCGUCAUAAAACGUUUCUUUUUAUGUGGAUGUUGCGCCCCGCGAGUAGAAUAACUGGCCUCCGACAAUUCAUUCCCCUCCUUCGCUGAAGACUUCUCCUGUGAUAUUAUGUUAUAAAUCUUAGUUUCGUGUUCCGUUUUCCGCCUUCCGUCGUCACCAAAAUCUCGUCAAUCGACACACCGUCGAAGCGCACGACAUCGAGCGCUAGCUGCCAUCGCCGUUGGCCCGAAGAAAAUCGAGCCCCGCUUUCCGUCGUGAUGGUCGAUGCGUUACUCGUUCACCCGUGCAGGAUCCGGUCGUGAAAAUGUGUGCAAAGGUGACCAGUAUAGAACUGGCAGUAUAAUGUCUUGCACCAUACGCCAUUUCAACCAUCUCAUAUACAGUGUGUUUCGUUUUAAAGGUAACACUAAAUAAUUCUGUCCAGUGAGAUCGGAUUGAUAUGCGGUUUUUUUUUUUUGGGGGGGGGGGGGGGGGAUAGGGAAUACAUAAAUACACAUUUAUUGAUGAUUUUUACAUUUUUAGAUCUUUCCGUGUGCGCAUGCGUAAUGCAACUUUUUUGUUUUUUUGUAAGUGGCGGCAGGUGUUUUGAACAUAGAUAAUAAAAGAAUGGAUAGGUCAUUCCUAUAUUAACAACAUAGGGGUUUGCGGGCCGGAAUAUGCAUGAGAGACAGACUGCUUUUAUAUAGUGCUCUCACUUUAGCAAGGGGUAUUAUCAUUUAUUUAUAUAGCUAUAUAUACAUAAAUAUUGCUGUAAUUUUGAUAUUUUGAUAAUAGAUAAAACCCCUUGUAACAUCAAAGUAAAAUAAUGUUCUUGCCCGUGCGAUAAGGCCUGAUGGCCUAUCCAUUCUUUUAUUAUCUUUGGUUUUGAAUAACAAAUUCAGGUAGACUGAAGUUUUCUAUGUCAAUUUGGUCCUCUUAACCAUAGUUCUAAAACCAAAAUUGACUAAAUGGCAACGAGGUAAAGUUUUAUUUAAAAUUAUUGCAUUUUUCAACAAUGAACCUAGAAUUUUAUGAAUUUUCAUUAAUUUUAGAUUCUGAACGAAGUGAUGAAUGUAUUGAUUUUACAAUGAUGUGUGUUUUUUUGUUUUUUUUUUUGUGUCUGUGUACAGCAUAACUAGUCGAAAUAAUGCUCCAAUUUCAAACUAUGGGGGUGGUUUCCGAUGUAAAAGUGAAUAUCCUUGGUGCAUUAUAAAGGUAAAAAGUAAACAUUUUCCAACAGUUUUCAAAAAAAAAUCGAGAAAAACAAAAAAAAAAAUGAUGGAAAAACGGGAAUUUUAACGAAAAUCCAGUUUUCGACCGAAUUGAUUUUUUUAUAUGGUUGUAAUUCACAAACUAAUCGCUGUAAAUACUUGAAAUUUUCACCAAAUGUUUAUAUUAGCGUUCUCCAUACACAGUUAAAUUUUCAAAGAAUUUUGACUUUUUUUGAACUAUUUAUAGACAAUUGAAAUUUUCAAUUUUUCUAAGUAUUUUUUUUUUAAAUAACAAUAAAAAUUUUUUGGCUGACCAGAAAAUCUUGAAAAUUGAAUACAAGGUUUCUUAUAAGUUGUUCUUAAAGUGAUAAAAAAAGUCACAAUUUUUUUUAUGAGUGCUUAAGUUCGUAUUUAUACGAAAUAUGUCAAAACUGCGAAAAUUUGCAAGUAAUUUUGUGGUUGGAAAAUCGUAAAAAUUUUUUCUUUUAUAACUAAGUUUUGAAAAUUUGGUACAAGAUUUUCCAUAAAUUUUUCUUCAAAUAUCUGUAAAAAAAACUACCGGAUUCAGACAAAAACUUUUUAUGAGUGUUUGAAAUUUAAAUUUUUACAAAACCGCGUUAAAUAACGGUUUAGCCUCAUAACGAUUUUUGAUAAUUGUUGUUUAUUCAAAUAGUAUAAGUCUCGUAAAUAUUUAAAAAUUUUACCAGUUAUUUAGAUUGUCAUUUUCUUUACGUGAUUUGAUUUUCAAAAUAUUUUGACUUUUUUUGAGCUAUUUAUAGACAAAUGAAAUUUUCAAUUUUCCUAAGAAUUUUUUUUUUGAAGUGUCGAUAAAAUUUUUUUGGCCCUAUCAAAAUAUUUGAAAAUUUUAUACAAAGUUUCUUAUAUUUUAUUCUUAUAGUGAUUAAAAAAUUAUAAGAAUACGUAGGCACAAUUUUUUUUUAUUAGUAUUUGAAGUUCAAAUUUUGACGAAAAUUUGUCAAAAUUAUGAAUAUUUGCAAAUUAUUUUGUAGGUAUAAUUUAUAAAAAUGUUUGUAUAGGUAGCUAAGAGUUGAAAAUUUAAUACAAGAUUUUUCAUAAGUUUAGCUAACAAUAAUUAUAAAAGAACUUAAAUUUUGGUGUAUUCAGGCCAUUAAAACAUAAACCACCUUUUUCACCAACCACUGGAAAUUAUAUUCUAGGGCUCUAGGCUGACAAAUCAUCUUCGUUCAGGAUCGUUUUUCGUAUACAAUGAUACCUAUCAUUGCAUUCAAAUUUAACCUACCCUAGUCCGAGAUGCACCCCCCCCCCCCCCCCCCUAAUGUACAGCAAAACGGUACCCACUUGCCCGCUUUUUUAGUAUUGUUUUUUUUGUAUAAUAUGUAGAUUUUAAGUCAUUAUUAAAUCAAUUUAAUUUAAUUUUGAACAAUUAAUUAACCCCAAUUAGACGUAAAUGUUUAAUUUACUAAACAAAUUAACACAAUAUUCAUAAUUUUAAUAAUUUCUAUUAUUUAUUUGGGUAAAAAAAAGUCUAAUAACUAUAUCUAAUAAAUUGUUCAAAAUUUAGCCCACCAUUUUCCAUACAUGAUUGAAGUCGACGAAUCUAAUAGUAUUAGUAUAUAUCUGUGGUUAUUAGUGUCAGAUUUAUACGAACUUUAAGAUAAUAUCAUUCUUAUCACACGAUAAAAAAAUUUGGUUUAUUUUAGUAAAGACUAUAAAUAAAAUUAUCAUAGAGAUUACAAGUAAUUACCCACUUUUAUCACGAAAAAUAACAAUAAAUGAUAAAAUUAAUAAUUGAAAUUGAAACUUUAUUAAUAGAAAUAAUGAGAAUAAAUCAUAUCUGUUCGUUUAAUCUUUUCUUAGUAAAUUAAACAUUUACGUCUAAUAAGGAUUAAUUAAUUGUUCAAAAUUACAUUAAAUUAUUUCAAUCAAUUAAAUUGAUUUAAUUUUGACUUAAAAUCUACAAAUACAAAAAUAAACAAUAAAUAAAUAAAAAAAAUAAAUAAAUAAAUAAUAAAAAAAUUAAAAAAUAAAUAAAUAAAUAAAUUCUAGGUUAAUUGUUGAAAAAUGCAAUAAUUUUAAAUAAAACUUUACCUCGUUGUCAUUUAGUCAAUUUUGAUUUUAGAGUUAUGGUUAAGAGGACCAAAUCGACUUAGAAAACUUCAGUCUACCUGAAUUUGUUAUUCAAAACCAAAGAUAAUAAAAGAAUGGAUAGGCCAUCAGGCCUUAUCGCACGGGCAAGAACAUUAUUUUACUUUGAUGUUACAAGGGGUUUUAUCUAUUAUCAAAAUAUCAAAAUUGCAGCAAUAUUUAUGUAUAUAUAGGUAUAUAAAUAAAUGAUAAUACCCCUUGCUAAAGUGAGAGCACUAUAUAAAAGCAGUCUGUCUCUCAUGCAUAUUCCGGCCCGCAAACCCCUUUUAUUAUCUAUGUUCAAAACACCUGUCGCCAUUUACAAAAAUACAAGUUGCAUUACGCAUGCGCACACGGAAAGAUCUAAAAAUGUAAAAAUCAUCAAUAAAUGUGUAUUUAUGUAUUCCCUAUCCCCCCCCAAAAAAAACCGCAUAUCAAUCCGAUGUCGCUGGACAGAAUUAUUUAGUGUUACCUUUAAAACGAAACACACAUUCUCCUUUCUCCUCAGUUUUGUGUCGUUCUGUCCCAAGUUUUUGUUUAUUUUUUUAUAUACAGUGUGAUUUUUUUAUCAAACAACACUCAUUAUUUCCAAAAGUAUUCAUUUUUUCGCGCGGAGUGGAGUGGAACGGGGUUACCCCGCAAAAUGUUUGUCCACUACUCCGCUUGUCUAAACUUUGAAUAAGUAUAACUCAUAAACUACUCACCCUAAAUUCGAUUUUUAUGUAUCAAAAUACUCAAAAAAUUAUUCUGCUUUGGAAUAUGAAAUUAAAAAUCUAUGUUGUCAUUCAAAAAAGUAAAAAACUUAAAAAAUUAUAAGAAUAAAAAAUAUUUAAAAAUUAAUUUUUUUAUAAAAAUGUUGUUUUUUUUAACAAUUUGAAACUAUGUAAAAAAAUAUUUUCAAAAACAUGAAUACUUUUGGAAAUAAUGAGUGUUGUUUGAUAAAAGAAUCACUCUGUAUAAAUUAUUAUUGUAUAAGCUACUUUGGCCACUUUUUUACGAAUGAAAUAUUGUUUUUUUUCCAAAUUUUAUGCCAUAUAGUCCACCCAUGUUUUUGUCAUUAAAAAAUUAAAUACUAUAAUAUAU